Messenger RNA from Daldinia caldariorum, 2397 nucleotides. Its product is annotated as GTP-binding protein Obg/CgtA. Gene Ontology annotation, molecular function: GTP binding; GTPase activity. NCBI's taxonomy places the organism in Eukaryota, Fungi, Ascomycota, Sordariomycetes, Xylariales, Hypoxylaceae. The record is from RefSeq and is a predicted model, not a curated record. Gene Ontology annotation, cellular component: mitochondrion. The transcript has a single exon. The coding region runs from base 380 to 2245 and encodes 621 amino acids.
CCUUUGCCCCUUCCGGAAAAGAUGAUCCCGUUCGACCAUGUGACCUGCCAUAAAACCUUUAACCCGAAGCCGGCAGCCGGCAUUGACCCGACCUGAAGCUAGGUAAAAAGCUAGAAUGUUUAAAUGGGGUUAAAAAAACAAAAAAAAGAACAAAGCGCUAGUCUUAUCUUAUCGACAACGCAAUGCCACUUCGUCGUUAUCAGAUAAAAAUUCAUUAUUUGGGGAAAAGAUGACCUGAGAGGAAAUGGCUUUUGGUCAGGUUCAUCUUCAACCCAACCAGCGAGCUACCUAGGUUAGGAGCUUAAAAGCUACAGCUUUGCAAACGUCACCGACGACUAUGAAUUUAAUAAUAUAGUUUCAAACGAUACCCCCGCCCAAAAUGCCUCCAAGGUGUACUCCUCCGGGCUCCGGCAUAUUCCUGCCGUUCCUCUACCCGACCCUCUUUCGAUCCGCAUCCUCGCGUAUAAUCGGCCGGGCGAAAAUCACCACCACAGUCCUACACUCCUCUAGCCCCUCCCCCUCCCCCUCCCCGAAUUCUACCCAGCCCUCGUCCUCAAGCGACGCCCUGCCCUCCUCACGCCUCAACCCGGCGCCGGACGACUACGCGAUAUCGACCUUUGCGGACAAGGCGCGCAUCACGGUGCACGCGGGGGGCGGCGGUCAUGGCUGCAUCUCGUUCCUGCGGGAGGCCUUUCUCGCGAACGGCCCCGCGAACGGCGGCGACGGCGGGCACGGCGGCAACGUGUACAUCCAGGCCGUGCACGGCGAGACCUCGCUGCACAAGCUGGCGCGGCGCCGCAUCCUGCGCGCGGGCCGCGGCAAGACCGGCCAGGGGGGCAACCGCGGCGGCGCCCGCGGCGACGAUGUCGUCAUCCAGGUGCCCGUGGGGACCGUGGUCCGGGAGCUCAACCGCAUCGACCCCGUCGUCGAGGAGAACAUCCGGUACCGCGAGGCCAGGGCGCGCGAGCGCGAGUACGAGCGGCUGGUGAGGGAGUCCGAGGCCGAGGACGUCGAAGAGGCUAUCCGCGCUGAGCUCCCCGAGGCCCCCGAGCACCCGCACUUGGACAAGUUCCUCCUGUACCCCGGCAUAUCGAAUACCGAGCGCCGCAGCCUGACGCUGCCCCGCCUCCCGCGCCGCGACCGCUUGUACGUCCAGCCCGAAGCCCCCAUCUAUCUCGACCUGUCGGCGCCGACGCCGCAGCCCAUCCUGCUAGCCGCGGGCGGGAUAGGGGGCCUGGGCAACCCGCACUUCGUGUCGAAGGAGCGUCCGCGACCGCUCUUCGCGACCAAGGGCGAGCGCGCCGUAAGUCUGCAGCUGGAGCUGGAGCUCAAGCUCCUCGCCGACGUGGGUCUGGUGGGGCUGCCCAACGCCGGCAAGAGCACGCUCCUGCGCGCUCUGACGAAUAGCCGCGCCCGCGUCGGCAACUGGGCCUUCACGACCUUGCAGCCGAACAUCGGCACCGUCGUGCUCGACAACCACAAGGGGCGCCCCGUCGUGCCCCCGCCGAAACCCUCGCCCCCGGCCCCGCACGCCGUCAUCCGUGACGCCAAGUACGGGUCGGUAGUCAUCUCGCAGCGGGACCAGCUGGGCGCGCCGGCAGGCUAUUACGGGACGGGGCCGGCGGCGCCGGAGCCGCGGACGCGCUUCACGAUCGCCGACAUCCCGGGGCUCAUCCAGGGCGCGCACCUGGACCGGGGCCUCGGCAUCGAGUUCCUGCGACACGUGGAGCGCGCGGGGGUCCUGGCGUUCGUCGUGGACCUGAGCGCGGGCGACGCCGUGGAGGCCCUCAAGGCGCUGUGGACGGAGGUCGGGCUGUACGCGCGGAUGCGCGAGGACGAGGAGCGGGACCGGGAAGCCGCGGGCCGCAUCGAUUGGGAGGGGGACGGUAGCAGUUCCCCGAGCGCCCGGGCUGCCGGUAGGAAUAUGACGGGCUUCGGCGGCGGCGGGCACAUGAUGGUAACGUCGAAUUUCCCGGAGCCGAUGCCCGGCGAGGAAGGCGGGUUGCACAUCGCGGCGAAGCCGUGGUUCGUGAUCGCCACGAAGGGCGAUUUGGAAGGGACCCAGGAGAACUACGCCCGGCUGAAAGAAUACCUAGAUGCCGUUACGGAUGGGCGGGAACCGCAUCCUAGCGGAGUCGAGGACGCGUGGAUCGAGGACUGCGCUGCGAUACCCGUGAGUGCUAUUAAUGGACACGGCAUGGGCAGGAUCAUACACUGGAUAGUAGGAUUAUUAGACGAGUCAUGAACAGAAUAAAGAGAGAGUGACUCGGAUCUCGGAGCUGUGGACGGAUGCAUUUUUUAUACGUGGCAUGCAUGUAUGUACCUAUACUGCUAAAGUCCGAAUCUGCUAUAAUGUACAUAGAACGACUUAUUCCCAUAAUGAACCUCGUAGCAAGU